CUCUCUCUCUCAUACACACACACACACACACACACACACACUUCCUCACACACUCAGCCCAGAGUGCGCUGCACAGUCGCGUGCUCAGAUUGGAAAGCGUGCACACUUUAUUUUUUUUCUCUCCAAAGUGCGGGAUAACUGAAGGGAGAAAAUGGUGCCAAAGAGCUCAGUUUUACUCCUCACGUUGUUUAUCUGUUACUUCACUCAGGAAGUUGGCGCCCAAGUGUCCCUGAAUAUGGAGGACAUUGUUGAAGUGUAUAAAGGUGAUCCAGCCGUCAUCCGCUGCCACUACAGUUUUGCUCAAGAUCCCAACAUGGUCAUGGUGCAAUGGUUUGUGCGUGGUCCUGGAGGUAGAAGAGUAAGGAUCUCCUACAGUGACCUCACCAUGCAGAAGGUGGAUGAGAAUACAACCUACACAGACCGCAUCAGCAUUGCAGGGGAUACCAGUGGUGAGAACCUGACUAUCGUGGAUGUCAGACUCUCGGAUGAGAGGGAGUUUUUCUGCCAGGUCAACGGCCUUGCAGCAGGCAACGGAGAGGGCAGGACUCAUCUAAAGGUUUUCAACCCCCCAGAGCCUCCUAUGAUAGAAGCAGUUUAUUCUGGAGUUUCAGUGACCAGUCCAUUACUAUCAAAGAUUGCAACUUGUGAAACUCGAGAAGGCUUCCCCAAGCCAAACAUCACCUGGUACCGCAAUCAUGAGCCACUGUAUCCCAAAAAUGGCGAGGUUAACGUGGUUACCCUGGUGACCAGGGGGCCCAGCGGGCUGUACACGGUCCAGAGUGAGCUUCAGUACAAAGUUGCAAGGGAAGACAGAGAUGCUGUAUUCUCGUGCGAGGUCAGCUAUUACGUUCCCGGUGCCAUCCGAACGGCUGAAUCCAGAGGUGUCAACGUCACAGUUCACUACCCAACAUUAAACUUUGAGAUGUGGAGGGAAUUGCCCAAGGGCCUGGUCAAAGAGGGGGACACGGUGGAGAUCCGUUGCCAGGGCGAUGGCAAUCCCCCACCAACCAUCACUUUCAGCCGAGAACAAGAGCUGGAUAUGAGUCUGGAGGCCGAAGGCAACCUGCUGGUCCUGAAGGAUGUGACGCGCAGAGACAGUGACGUGUACCAAUGCCAGUCUCUGGACCUGGACUCAGUACGCUUUGAUGUAGGUGCGAGCCUGCAGCUUACUGUGAACUAUCUUGACCCAGCUGUGGUGGUUCCCAAAGACUCGGAGAUCAUGCUGAAAGGAGAAAGUCUGACAGCCACAUGUAAUGCUUUGUCCUCUCUAGAGACAUCCACUGUGUGGCUCAAGGAGGGUGUAGAGAUAAGACAAGGACACGUGCUCCAGCUGCAGGAUGCUACAUUCGACACAGCUGGACGCUACGAAUGCAAGGUGACCGUUCCCAGCAUACCAGGCCUGCAUACCAGUGGAUCAGUCCAUAUAAUUGUGCAGGGCGCUCCUGAGUUGAUAGAUGUGGAGAGGGAGGUGGUCAUGUUGGAGAGGGUGGGCAAGUGGCUGAACCUGAGCUGCGAAGCAAGAGGUUUUCCCCGACCCGUUAUUACUUGGAACGUAACCGGCAGCCCUAAUUCACGUGAGGUUGUGAAGAGAGAGACAGAGGAUGUUGUUCAAAGCAUACUGACUCUGAAGGUGACCAUGGACACGGUUGCUACAUGCAGCGCAACAAACUUGAUGGGUGUAGAGACCAAGAACUACACCAUCACAAGCAUUCCUAUCGUAACCCCGACAGCAAGGAACACUGCAGUCGAUAACAGCGGCGUGAUGAUCGUGAUCAUAAUCAUCAGCCUUCUCCUCUUGGCCAUCUUGGGCAGCGUGCUGUACUUCCUGUACAAGAAGGGCAAGCUGCCCUGUGGACAUUCUGGCAAACAGGAGAUCGUUAAUGUGUACAGAACCAAAGAGAUGACCAAUAAGGAUAACAUUGUGGUGGAGAUGAAAGCGGAGAAGACGGAGAAGACAGAGAAGUCAGUACUACUGAAGGGCGUCAAUGGCAACAACAAACCACCAAGUGACCAGUACACUGACCUGCGUAAAUGAUCCAAAACCAAGGACAGAAGAUGCCAACUGAAGCCCAUUCACUGUCCCCUUACCAACCCAACAAUCAAGAGUUAUAUGGAUACGAAUAACGUCUGCUGGAACAGCUGUCUUUCCUAAAUAAAGAGGACAUUCUUUGUCCAUUUACAAGCUCUGGUAUUCCUGAUUGGCCGUAUUGAACUAAAGUGAGCUUGUCCAGUCAUGCCAGUUUUUUAUACUUCUUUUUUUUUUUUUGGCCCAAAACACUGUUUUAUUCUGUAAUUCUCAACCACCUGAGGAAUUCAAUGUCACAUUGUUUCAAUGUAUGACCUUUAUAACCUUUAAAAGUGUAUAUAGUAUAUAAUAUUUAGCAAGGUAAACUUGAACCAUACAGCAAAUUGAAAUCAGCCACUCACAAAUUUUCUUCCCUGAACUACAGAAUCUGGUAAUUAUAUACAUCAUUCAGCUAAAAUAACAGAAUAGUGGAAAAUGCUGGGCUUUUCAUAUAACAACAUAAGCUUUGUCUAACAGUAUUUCUAUAAACUACAUCACAACAGCACCAUAAAGUAAGUUUGACCAGUACAACAUACAUACAUAAUCACAUUCCUCAAUGAUUUUCUUUCCAGUAGGAUCACAUAGUUCUCAUCUCAAGCUUAUGGCCAGCUAGUAACUGAAACACCUGCUUGCAUACAGUCAAAUUAUGUUCAGUCCUUUUAGCCAUUGAUAGAAGCCGAUCAUCAUACUGACCAAUAAAUUCAGAGUUUAGAGCCAAUCACCACUUUUGAGGUUUGUUUUUGUCGAUCAAAGAGACUACUGCUUUUGUAAAUAUUGUCAGCAGACUAAAUUGUAGCUGCGUUUUGACUGCUGAGGGGAUUCACAGCUCCCUCUUUUUCUCUGCCUCACGUUCAUCAGCUGCAGUGUCUGACUGUUCAAUUAACGUCCAUGUUUGUUACACUGAGACUUCUUUUUUAAGGCCUGUUUUGUGUUUUUGUGUGCUUGUUCAUGUUUGCUCAAAAGGAAGGGUGAUUUUGCGAGUUUGUUUUGUUUCCUCAAACCAGUGUGGAUGAGUCGUGGGAUUUUAAACAGAGGACGCAUAGGGUUAUUAACAUCAAGCCAGGGUUUGUCCUCUUAUAGUGGCCUAAAGUCCGAAGGCUGAAUUGAAUAAGAAGCAGUUUGUAUUUCAUUUGUGUUUAUUUUUUUUUAAACCCAAGACUUGUUCUGUUGUUUUAUGUUACUGUUUAUCUUACAAAAAGGUGUUAAUCUGGUAGCUUCCCUUAUUUGUUAGCUACAUUAGCCUUGUAUCACUACAACAAAAAUAUCUGAAGCAACCUUCAGACACAAAAUAUAUCCCGGCUGAUUAAAUACAUAUUGGGUAAAUGGAAAAUUGUGCAUUUAAUUUUUGGUUAAAGUAAUAAUUUAACUGCUGUAUAUGUGGAAGUCUUUAAGUUUCUGUUACUUUUUAUGGACACCAGUGCAGAUGGCAAAUGUUAAUAUAAAGUUAGUGCUUUGAUCUUUUAUAAAGAUCGACAUUAUAUGUCCACAAUCAUUGAAAAGCACCUCAGCCAUUUUACUAUCCAUCCUUCAUUGGAUGAUUUGUUCUUGUGAUGGAUCACAUGCUUUAUUUUGGCCUCAUAUCCUGUUAUACCUGGAAUACUCAAAAUUAUAGAUUGGCUUGAAUUUUAUAACUUAACCUUGUUAUAAUUUCAACAAAUGUUUUACCAGAGUAAAAACCAAACUAUUAAAGCAUGUUUUAAAUUCACCAAAUUCUUUCAACUAAUCAAACAUCCUCACAGACUACUAAAUAUUGUGAAGCGACAUCUCACGUCUCAUCCACGUGGCUCGACAAGACAAACUGGAUAUAAAGUGUAUAUAAACCUGUUCACCUGUGCGGUUUAUUGUUUUUGUAGUAAUGUUGUAGUUCUGCUUAUGUGUGUAAAUUAAGAACGUGAUUUGAUGCUUGUGUUUUUUAUACACUGUAAUUUUCAUUUUUGCAAAAACAAUGCCAAAUAAAGAUAAUGUUACACUCUAAA
Pangasianodon hypophthalmus (striped catfish) is the source of this 4041-nucleotide messenger RNA. It is a transcript of the gene mcama, whose product is annotated as melanoma cell adhesion molecule a. Gene Ontology annotation, cellular component: plasma membrane. The transcript has 16 exons. Gene Ontology annotation, biological process: angiogenesis. Lineage: Eukaryota; Metazoa; Chordata; Actinopteri; Siluriformes; Pangasiidae. Bases 152 to 2035 code for a protein of 627 amino acids. The record is from RefSeq and is a predicted model, not a curated record.